This is a messenger RNA of Cornus florida, 1823 nucleotides long. Its product is annotated as transcription factor FAMA-like. Gene Ontology annotation, cellular component: nucleus. NCBI's taxonomy places the organism in Eukaryota, Viridiplantae, Streptophyta, Magnoliopsida, Cornales, Cornaceae. The transcript has 4 exons. The record is from RefSeq and is a predicted model, not a curated record. Gene Ontology annotation, molecular function: protein dimerization activity; DNA-binding transcription factor activity. Bases 437 to 1588 code for a protein of 383 amino acids. Gene Ontology annotation, biological process: guard cell differentiation; stomatal complex development; positive regulation of DNA-templated transcription.
UAUAUAUGGUUGUAACCUAUGCCUCUCAAUCCAUACAUCAACACCCCCCACUUCAUCUUCUUGUUUACUCUCUCGAAGGUGGUUGUUGCAAUUUACACAUGUUCAUAGCUAUUAUAUACAUACGUUGAAGGGUUAACACAGUGCACGAGACUCUCCGUCUUACUUACUCUCCGUCUUACUUACUUUCGUUUACAGUGAUGUUCUGGUUAUAUACAUAGAUACAAUAAUCCUAAGCCUAACUGUUUUUUCAUAUCUUGAUGAUUCAAUAGAAUCUUAUGAGUUACUGCUUGUUAAAUUUUUAUGUUCAUGUAUGUGUGUGUGUGUGUGUUACUGUUUCAGGAGUUGGAGACUCGAGCAAGAAAAUUUCACAAGGGAUUUUCUAUACAUGAAUUGAGCUCCAUUAGGGUUUUUGGAAGAAGCCUUUGUGCAUAUUGUAAUGGACAAAGGAGAGCAUUUCUCGACCGCCUUGCCGGGAACAUUUCCGGGACUGUGUUAUACUUUGGAUGAUCACCAUCAUCAUCAACAUCUAACUACGCCACUAAUUGGUGAAACAUUCGGCGAAAACAGCCAUCAAAUGGUUGAUUUCAUGCUCGACAAUCCUCAGCACCAACAUGUAUCUUCCGGUUUCUGCAGCAUUGCAGAUGUGAUGCAAUUCACGGAUUUUGAUCCAAAGUCGGCCUUAAAUCAAACCAAACAUGCUGAAGAAGAAUCCGGGAUCCUAAAGUUUCCGGUUUUGAAUGAUAAGUUACAGGAAGAUGAGUCUCUUGUGGUGGCACAAACUGUUGGUUACAAUGAAGGGAGGUUUAAAGGAAAAAGCUUGGAUGGGAAGGCAAGAGUGGUGGAAGAAGAAGGUGAAAGAGAAGAUGAUGGAGAAGCUUGGGGGUCGGAGAAUACUCCGGUGCAACUUCAGUUUCUUGGCGAAAACCUUCAGAAGGGACCCGUAAAAGAAGCAAAGAACAAAAGAAAGAGACCGCGAACUAUCAAGACGAGUGAGGAAGUGGAGAGCCAGAGAAUGACUCACAUUGCAGUUGAAAGAAAUCGAAGAAAGCAAAUGAAUGAGCAUCUUCAAGUUUUGAGGUCUCUCAUGCCUAGCUCAUAUGUCCAAAGGGGAGAUCAAGCUUCUAUUAUUGGAGGAGCAAUCGAGUUUGUGAGAGAACUAGAGCAACUCCUCCAAUGCCUCGAGUCACAGAAGUGCCGGCGACUCUACGGUGACACUCCACGGCCUAUGGGAGACCCUUCUCUUCCAAUCCAACAGCUUCAAUCACCUAUCUUUCCUUCAAUGCCUCUUCCAAAUGAUCAUCACCAGCUCAAGCUGGUCGACUACGAACCGGGACUACUCCGAGAGGAAACAGCUGAGAGCAAGUCAUGCUUGGCCGAUGUUGAGGUGAAGCUGCUAGGGUUUGAUGCCAUGAUCAAGAUCAUGUCGAGGAGAAGGCUAGGACAACUCAUUAAGAUCAUAGCUGCGCUACAAGAUCUGCAGCUUGAUGUCCUUCAUACCAACAUAACCACAAUUGAACAAACUGUUCUCUAUUCUUUCAAUAUCAAGUGUAGGUUUCUAGUGAAGCGAGAUACACAGCUGAAGAUAUAGCGAGCUCGGUUCAACAGAUAUUCAGUUUUAUCCAUGCAAAUAGCAGCAUAUGAUGUAAUCUAGUUGAAAAGAACUUCAUGAAUAAUUUUUUUGGUCUAUAAAUUCUUCCAUGAAAUUUGGGUUCAGCCUCUUAUUAGACAUUUAAUUUAUGCCUAUAUAGAGACAGACACAUACACAAUCGAGUUUUGAUUGAAAUUUUCUUUUAAUACUCUUACUCCAUUUGAUUUUUAAAUAU